GACUGAGAGCACACAGACUGCCUGCGUCAGUCCACCAUGGAGAGAGCCGCUGUGAUGUCGGCCCACAGGACUCCCUCAGUACCAGAGUGCAACAUCUCAACCUCCACCCUGGCCUUCGACCAGCACUUCACCACUACUGCCAAAGGAAUACUGCUCCUGGCUGAGAUAGUGUUCGGUAUGCUGGUGUGGAUUCUGGUAGGGGGUACAGACUAUUUUGACGUGUCUGCUCUCUGCUGGGUGAUGUUUGUUGCCAUCUUGUGCUGGGUCCUGACCAUCUGCCUGUUUAUAAUUUACCUCACUGGAGCCCACAGCAGGAUACCACAGGUCCCCUGGACUACACUGUCGCUGUGUUUGAACUGCAGUGCUGCAGCUCUGUAUCUGGUGACAGCAGUAGCAGAUGCUCUCUCAGUCAACCAGGCCAUUAGGGGGCGACACAACUACAACUGCUGGGCAGCAUCUGCAUUCUUUGCGUUUCUGACCACACUGUGCUACGCAGGAAGCAGUUACCUGAGCUACUGUGCCUGGAAAACCACAGAAGAAGGACAGUAGUCUUGUUUCCUGCUGUUUGAAGGCAACAGAGAUCAGACUGGAAAUUUGACUUCAGAGCAGGACAAAUCAAACGAAAACUUGUGUAGAAACUGUAAAUAUGUUCAUAGCAGAGUAUCUUUGCUGCGUGACUUAUGUUUAGCAGGAAGACACUGAGGCAGAGGGAAAAACUUUUGCUCUCAACGCAUUUUUAUGGACUCUGUAACUAAACAAAACGUGAGCUCAUUAAGACAAGGCGUUCUCAAAACAGUGGAAUCUGAGUUAAAUUGUGCAAUGACAAAAAAUAAAAUUUUCCUAUGUU
Molecule: messenger RNA, 847 nt
Organism: Epinephelus moara (kelp grouper)
Lineage: Eukaryota; Metazoa; Chordata; Actinopteri; Perciformes; Serranidae
Gene: cmtm8b
Product: CKLF-like MARVEL transmembrane domain containing 8b
Exons: 4
Coding region: 37-549 (170 amino acids)
Biological process (GO): myelination
Cellular component (GO): membrane
Molecular function (GO): structural constituent of myelin sheath
Source: RefSeq, a predicted model, not a curated record